UGGACUUUGUAAAGUCAUCCUCUCUUCUCCUCAGGAGCUUCUCAGACUUCUGCCCAAAGAUGAGGGCUCAGGAAGACUCAGAGAACCAGACACAGGAUUCCCAGGGCUCUGCAGGGGCUUCUGCUGGGAGCCCGAAGACACCCCUGCCCCCGGAGCCCAAAUAUGACAUGCUGUACAAGAUUGAAGACGUGCCUCCGUGGUACCUGUGCAUCCUGCUGGGCUUCCAGCAUUACCUGACCUGCUUCAGCGGCACCAUCGCUGUGCCCUUCCUCCUGGCUGAAGCGCUGUGCGUGGGCCGAGACCAGUACAUGGUCAGCCAACUCAUUGGCACCAUCUUCACAUGUGUGGGUGUCACUACUCUCAUCCAGACCACACUGGGCAUUCGGCUGCCCCUGUUCCAGGCCAGUGCCUUCGCAUUUCUGGUUCCAGCCAAAGCCAUCCUGGCCCUAGAGAAGUGGAAAUGCCCACCAGAAGAGGAGAUCUACGGUAACUGGAGUCUGCCUCUGAACACCUCUCAUAUCUGGCAACCACGGAUGAGAGAGAUCCAGGGCGCAAUCAUGGUGUCCAGCAUAGUGGAGGUGGUGAUCGGGCUGAUGGGGCUGCCUGGGGCUCUCCUCAGCUACAUUGGGCCUCUCACGGUCACCCCCACUGUCUCCCUCAUUGGCCUCUCUGUCUUCCAAGCUGCUGGCGACCGAGCUGGCUCCCACUGGGGCAUCUCAGCUUGCUCCAUUCUCCUGAUCGUCCUCUUCUCUCAGUACCUGCGCAAUGUUGCCUUCCCGCUGCCUGGCUACCGCUGGGGCAAGGGCCUCACUCUUUUCCGCAUCCAGAUCUUCAAGAUGUUUCCUAUUGUGCUGGCCAUUAUGACUGUGUGGCUACUCUGCUAUGUGCUGACACUGACAGAUGUGCUGCCCAUGGAUCCAACAGCUUAUGGCUUCCAGGCUCGAACUGAUGCCCGUGGGGACAUCAUGACUAUUUCACCCUGGAUCCGCAUUCCCUAUCCUUGUCAGUGGGGCUUGCCCACAGUGACCGUGGCUGCUGUCCUGGGAAUGUUCAGUGCCACACUGGCAGGUAUCAUUGAGUCCAUUGGAGAUUACUACGCCUGCGCUCGUCUGGCUGGUGCACCGUCCCCUCCAGUCCAUGCUAUCAACAGGGGCAUCUUCAUCGAGGGCGUCUGCUGCAUUAUCGCGGGACUGUUGGGCACGGGCAAUGGGUCUACCUCGUCGAGUCCCAAUAUCGGCGUCCUAGGGAUUACCAAGGUGGGCAGCCGCCGCGUGGUGCAGUAUGGUGCGGGUAUCAUGCUGGUCCUGGGCGCCAUUGGUAAAUUCACCGCCCUGUUUGCCUCGCUCCCCGACCCCAUUCUGGGGGGCAUGUUCUGCACUCUCUUCGGGAUGAUCACGGCUGUGGGGCUGUCUAACCUGCAGUUUGUGGACAUGAACUCCUCCCGCAACCUUUUCGUGCUGGGUUUUUCCAUGUUCUUUGGGCUUAUGUUGCCUAAUUACCUGGAUUCCAACCCCGGUGCCAUCAACACAGGGAUUCCUGAAGUGGACCAGAUUCUGACUGUGUUGCUGACUACGGAGAUGUUUGUGGGCGGAUGCCUUGCUUUCAUAUUGGACAACACAGUGCCAGGGAGUCCUGAGGAACGAGGCCUGAUACAAUGGAAAGCUGGAGCCCAUGCCAACAGUGAGACGUCUGCCAGCCUAAAGAGUUAUGACUUCCCCAUUGGGAUGGACACAGUCAAAAAGAUUGCCUUUCUGAAAUACAUCCCCAUCUGCCCAGUCUUCAAAGGAUUCUCUCUGAAGUUAAAAAACCAGCCACCAGUUCUAGAAGACACUCCUGAAAAUAGAGAAGCUGCGUCUGUGUGCACCAAGGUCUGAAAAGUUCCAAGAAAGGUAGGAUGUGCUGCUGACUUUUGUGGGAUGGCUGAAUAAUCAGAACAUUGUCUCAACAAGAAAAAACCCAAACUACUGCUUUUUUUUUUGGCGGAACCAGGGACUGAACUCAGGCCCUUGUGCUUGCCAGGGAAGCGCUUAUUCCACUGAGCCAACUCCCUGGCCCCACUGCUUCAUUUUUGUGACCUCUUUGGGUGUCCUUAAGGGGAAGAUGGACUGGGUAAAGUCAAAAUAUGAAUUCUAAGUGGAAUUCCUUAGUCAUUUUAUAAUUAGGAACUUUCCCAACUUGCAUUGACCACUAAAUUGUUACACUUCUGAGAUACUGGUUUUCCCAAACACCUGGAUACAAUCUAGGCAACUACAGUCCACCAGCUAGUCAUGGACAUUCCAGCAGCUGAACAAAUACCUGACAUUUGACAUGGAAAAAUCCAACAAAUCCUGACAUAGCAAAAUGGAAAAAUCCUCUCCUACAUGCUUAUUUCAAUUCAGGGCAUAAAAUUAAGUUCUCUAAAGUAGAAUGAUUUUGGCAACCACAAAACUAUGCCAGUACAAACCUAGCUAGAGAUGAACUUCCUUGUAGGGCUUCAGAUGUGUGGUGACAGUGAACUCUUACAUAUCCACCAGGAAUACAGGAUGCAGAGUACUCUAAACACUUAAGGGUUUCAAUGUGCAUGUUCUUCUAGGUGGACCAAAAGUUCUAAGAAAUAUUUUAAGCACUGGAGAUUGAACCAAGAGAUUGUGGAACAACACCUCCAGCUUUCUGAAUU
Molecule: messenger RNA, 2656 nt
Organism: Octodon degus (degu)
Lineage: Eukaryota; Metazoa; Chordata; Mammalia; Rodentia; Octodontidae
Gene: Slc23a1
Product: solute carrier family 23 member 1
Exons: 14
Coding region: 60-1874 (604 amino acids)
Biological process (GO): transmembrane transport
Cellular component (GO): membrane
Molecular function (GO): transmembrane transporter activity
Source: RefSeq, a predicted model, not a curated record